UUCCAUUUCAGAUCUCUUGUUCUGACAUUUCCCAUUUGCUUGCGACUCGUCUCGUCUCUGCUUCUCUUCUCCUUCGUCAUCUCUCUGUUGCUUUCCAAGUUUCCGCUACAUAUUUUAAAAAGAGGUCCUGGUGAUAUCUGCCCGGAAACUGACCGGAUUCUGGCAGCUUUUUCUCCGGAUCCUAUUUUAUUUCCACGCGGCCAUGAAUCCCGAGUAUGACUAUCUGUUCAAGCUUCUCCUUAUUGGGGAUUCUGGUGUUGGCAAAUCCUGUCUUCUUUUAAGAUUUGCUGAUGAUUCAUACCUGGAAAGUUACAUAAGCACCAUUGGUGUUGAUUUUAAAAUACGCACUGUAGAGCAAGAUGGGAAGACUAUUAAGCUUCAAAUAUGGGACACUGCUGGGCAAGAACGUUUCAGGACUAUUACUAGCAGCUAUUAUCGUGGGGCGCAUGGUAUCAUAAUUGUUUAUGAUGUGACAGACCAAGAGAGCUUUAAUAAUGUUAAGCAGUGGCUGAAUGAAAUUGAUCGCUAUGCCAGUGACAAUGUGAACAAACUCCUGGUAGGAAACAAGUGUGAUCUCAGUGCGAAUAAAGUUGUGUCAUAUGAAACUGCCAAGGCCUUUGCGGAUGAAAUUGGAAUACCGUUUAUGGAAACCAGUGCUAAAGAUGCAACCAAUGUGGAACAGGCUUUUAUGGCCAUGGCUGCUGCAAUCAAAGAUAGAAUGGCAAGCCAGCCAGCUACAAAUACAGCAAGACCUCCAACGGUGCAGAUUCGAGGACAGCCUGUCAACCAGAAUAGUGGCUGCUGCUCUUCUUGAGAUUAUCUUAUCUGAUAUUGGACUGGCUUGCUGGUCAUACUGUGGCUUGUAAGAUCCUUGUUCCUUCAUUUACUUUCAGUCAAUAGCUGUUACUUCCAAACCAACCUCGAUAAAACUGCAUCUCGGAAGGAAUUGUUUAGACCCUAUUCUUUUGAAUGCACUUGUUUAUGAUAACGUGUACAAAAUAGUAGUUCGGUUAAAAAUCAGUGCCUUUCUCAUUCUUCUAA
Messenger RNA from Carica papaya (papaya), 1041 nucleotides. It is a transcript of the gene RA-5, whose product is annotated as RAS 5. Gene Ontology annotation, molecular function: GTP binding; GTPase activity. Lineage: Eukaryota; Viridiplantae; Streptophyta; Magnoliopsida; Brassicales; Caricaceae. The record is from RefSeq and is a predicted model, not a curated record.